GUGGGCUAUGCCAAGGAGAAUUCCCCCGUCGGCACUGUCGUCAUGUCGACCCAGAAUCUGCGGAAUCCGAUCACACUCCAGGUGUUCGACCGAGACAUGACUGCAGGGGACCCGAUACUGAAUUACAAAUUCGAAUUGACCACGACAGCCUUCGCUGUCAACACUGAAGGGGUUCUGGUGGUCAAUGAACCGAACCUGGAUCGGGAAGGACCCAACAAUGGACGCUAUAGUUUUCAGUUGUUCGCAAGAGAAAUUGGAGGAGAAGCAGCAAGCAGUCCAGUCUCAAUGGUUGUGCAUCUUUUGGAUGUCAAUGAUAAUGAGCCAGUGUUGCCAACGUACCCACAAAUCACUGUUCAAGCGGGAGACGGACGCCGGAACAUCCUCAGGAUCCAAGCAAAGGACGAAGACGAAGGCGGGAAUGCAGAGGUCAAAUAUUCCAUUUACCACGUCUCCAACAAUGGGAAAAACAAGUUCGAGAUCAAUGAAACAACUGGAGAU
Molecule: messenger RNA, 498 nt
Organism: Notodromas monacha
Lineage: Eukaryota; Metazoa; Arthropoda; Ostracoda; Podocopida; Cyprididae
Source: the annotation of a GenBank genome assembly